Fusarium tjaetaba is the source of this 3750-nucleotide messenger RNA. Its product is annotated as alpha-galactosidase 2. The coding region runs from base 1 to 3750 and encodes 1249 amino acids. Gene Ontology annotation, biological process: carbohydrate catabolic process. Gene Ontology annotation, molecular function: alpha-galactosidase activity; heme binding; iron ion binding. The transcript is spliced from 6 exons. Lineage: Eukaryota; Fungi; Ascomycota; Sordariomycetes; Hypocreales; Nectriaceae. The record is from RefSeq and is a predicted model, not a curated record.
AUGAAUAUCUACCUGUUUGCAAUCCCAUUGGUGUCGCUGCUCCUCCUCAAAGCAGUCCUGGCCCUCUUUCGGUAUUUACGCUCAGACCUGAGGUCCGUUCAAGGCCCUCGUGCCGCUCGAUGGACACUCGGUUGGUAUACUUGGAAAGUCUUGCAAGGUUCUUUUGAGCAUGUUAACCGUGAUCUCCACAAGAAAUACGGCUCUGUCGUUCGCUACGCACCCGACCGCUACAGCUUCAGCGACCUCGAGGCAGUCAAAGUCAUCUACGGACUGGGUACUUCGUUUCCCAAGUCCCCAUGGUACAUACCUUGGGGCAUCCCCGGAGAUGACAAUCUGUUCAACGAGCGAUCGUUGGCCAAGCAUGCGCACGAUCGAAAACAAUAUCAGUCCACGUACUCCAUGUCUUCCCUGGUCAACUACGAAGCCUUUGUUGACGAGUGUGCCGAGCUGCUAAAGAAUCGCCUCUCAGAACUAUGUGCAGCAGGUCAGGCGGUCGAUAUGCAUCAUUGGCUUCAAUGCUAUGCUUUUGAUGUCAUUGGUAUGAUCACUUAUGGAAAGCGUCUGGGCUUCCUCGAUAAGGGAGAGGACGUAGGAAAUGUCAUACACGCCUUGGGAGAGAUACUCAGCUAUUCAACAAUCGUUGGCAUCGUCUUCCCCACCCUCCACAAUAUCAUUGUUCCGAUCAUGAACUUCUUUGCAGGGAGUAAGGGACAAGGUGGAGCUUAUGUCACAGCUUUCACUAAGGCGAGGAUUAGUGAAGCGAAGUCAAAUCCCAAGGCUGUGAUCCUGGAUGACAGCGACACCUCCACGCAGUCUUUUCUGAUGAAGUUCCUUGCCAAAAACACUUCGAAGCCAGAUGCUUUCACCUCAUCCCAUGUCCUAACCGGUUGUGUUAUCAACAUGGUCGCAGGAUCCGACACAACUGGCAUCAGCCUCUCAGCUGUGCUGUACUAUCUUCUCAAGAACCCCUCAUGCAUGGAAAAGCUACGAGAAGAAGUAGAUGCUUUUACUGCCAACGGCCAGAUAUCGACUUAUGUCACUUAUAAAGAGAGCCAGGCAAUGCCGUACCUGCAGGCUGUGAUCAAGGAAGCCUUGCGGUUACAUCCAGCCACUGGACUACCCCUUGAGCGCGUGGUGCCUAAGGGGGGUGCUACCAUUUCAGGGCGUUUCUUCCCAGAGGGUGCGAUUGUCGGGAUCAAUACUUGGGUUGCGCAUAGAGACCGCGGUGUCUUUGGACAAGAUGCGGAUUCAUUCUCGCCCGAGAGAUGGCUGCAAGAUGAUGAAGAGCGCGUUGCUUUGAUGAAUCGAUUCUGGAUACCUUUUGGCCUUGGGUCUCGUACAUGCAUCGGCCGCCAUAUUUCCAUGCUCGAGAUGUGCAAACUCGUUCCUGCUUUGAUUCGGGACUUUGAGUUUACUUUGGAUGAUAAUUUGCUUCAUAAUGAGUGGAAAACGCAGAAUUACUGGUUUGUGAAGCCUCUUGACUUUCAGGUCUGGGAUAUGCACAAGGCGCACAAGUUAUGCUCAGUUAAUACAACAACACUAACCCCCAAAGCCGACCGUAGGUUUCCCGUCUUAUCGCCGUUAUCAGCACUGACAAGCCCAGCAAUCGUCGUGGACGGCACGUCAUUUGCGCUCAACGGCAAAAAUGUCUCCUAUCGCUUUCACGUCGAUCCCGCGACUGGUGAUCUUCUGCUCGAUCACUUUGGCGAUAGAGUAACAGAAAAUCCCAUCGCUCAGAUCAUGUCCAACGGCGGUGGCUGGUCGACUCAAGCUCAUCUCCGCCGUGAAUUUCCAGACCUGGGUCGUGGAGAUUUCCGCACUCCUGCUGUACACAUCAAGCACGCCAAGGGCUUCACAGUGUGUAACUUCAAGUACAAAUCUCAUACAGUCGUCAAGGGUAAACCUGCGAUUAAGAAACUGCCCAGCACAUUUGGCUCAGAUGACGAUGUUUCAACACUGAUUAUCCAUCUGGACGAUGAGUAUAGCUCUGUUGGCGCAGACUUGUCAUACUCUAUCUUUCCCAACUUUGAUGCGAUCGUGCGAAACGUCAAAAUCAUCAACAAGAGCGAUGAUGUCAUUACUGUUGAGAAGUUGUCCAGCUUCAGCGUUGACUUUCCUCAUGAGAACUACGAGAUGUUGCAGUUGCAGGGCGAGUGGACCAGAGAAUGCAACAGAACUCGCCGAAAGGUCGAGUAUGGACUUCAAGGAUUCGGAAGUACUACUGGCUACUCGUCUCAUUACCAUAACCCAUUCUUGUCCAUGGUAUCCCCAACAACAACCGAGUCCCACGGCGAAGCUUGGGGUUUCUCCCUCGUCUACACCGGCUCGUUCAGCGUUGAAGUUGAGAAGAGUCACCAAGGUCUCACUCGCGCCCUCGUUGGAAUGAAUCCUUGUCAGCUUUCCUGGCCGCUGAGAUCGGGCGAGUCACUGCAAUCGCCAGAAUGUGUUUCCGUCUUUUCCAACCUCGGUAUUGGCGAGAUGUCGCGGAAGUUUCAUCGUCUAUAUCGCCAGAACCUCAUCCGAAGCAAGUUUGUUUCUGAAGAGAGACCUGUUUUGCUGAAUAGUUGGGAAGGUCUGUACUUUGACUUUGACGACAAGACCAUCUAUAAACUGGCGCAAGAGUCAGCCAAGUUGGGCGCCAAGCUCUUUGUGCUUGACGAUGGAUGGUUCGGUGACAAGCAUCCUCGUGUCAAUGACCAUGCUGGACUGGGCGAUUGGGUCGCAAAUCCCAAGAGAUUCCCGAGUGGUUUGGAUUCUCUUGCCAAAGACAUUACCAAGUUGCAAGUCAAAGAUUCGGACGAGAAGCUGCAGUUUGGACUGUGGUUCGAGCCUGAGAUGGUCAACCAGAAGUCUGAGCUUUAUGAGCAGCAUCCUGAGUGGGUUCUGAGCGCUGGAAACUACGCUCGUAGCGAAACUCGCCAGCAGCUGGUCCUAAAUGCUGCCCUCCCAGAAGUUCAAGACUUCAUCAUCAGCUCAGUAUCCAAGAUCUUGGAGACAGUUCCAGUCAGUUAUGUCAAGUGGGACAAUAACCGAGCGAUGCACGAAAGCCCCACGCCAGACAACCACCACGCAUACAUGCUCGGUAUCUACCAUGUCUUUGACGUGCUAACAGCCCGAUUUCCCGAUGUCCUCUGGGAGGGUUGCGCAUCUGGUGGAGGUCGCUUCGAUCCUGGCAUCUUGCAAUACUUCCCGCAGGUUUGGACUUCAGACAACAUGGACGCUUUCGAUCGCAUCCACAUUCAGUUCGGUACAUCUUUGGUGUACCCACCUUCGACAAUGGGCGCACAUGUCUGCUCUGCACCAAACGAUGUGACUGGACGCUCGAUCCCAAUGAGCUUCAGAGCCCAUGUCGCGAUGAUGGGCGGUUCAUUCGGUUUUGAGCUGAACCCUGACCAUACUCCUGAGGAAGACAAGGCGCAGAUCCCGGAGCUGAUCAAGCUCGCGGAGAAGAUCAACCCCAUCAUCAUCAAGGGAGAUAUGUGGCGGUUGGUAUUGCCCGAAGACUCCAACUUCCCAGCUGCGAUCUUUGUAUCAGAGGACGGAAGUCAGGCGGUUUUGUUUGCGUUCCAAAUCAGAGCAACUACUGUUCUCAAUUAUCCUCUACUUCGACUAGCUGGACUUGACCCAGCGGCGAGAUAUAAGCUUGAUGGUGGGGAGACGUACUCGGGCGCGACAUUGAUGAAUGGAGGAAUUCAGUUCAGAUUUGGUACAGAUUAUGACAGCAAGGUUGCUCUACUGGAGAGGGUAUAA